Messenger RNA from Fonsecaea erecta, 2328 nucleotides. RefSeq lists its product as hypothetical. The coding region runs from base 1 to 2328 and encodes 775 amino acids. The record is from RefSeq and is a predicted model, not a curated record. The transcript has a single exon. NCBI's taxonomy places the organism in Eukaryota, Fungi, Ascomycota, Eurotiomycetes, Chaetothyriales, Herpotrichiellaceae. Gene Ontology annotation, molecular function: acyltransferase activity, transferring groups other than amino-acyl groups.
AUGACAAUCCCCGGUUUCGACAAGAAGGCCUACGGUGACCCGACGCGACGAGGUCCAGGUCAGCGUUCGAAUACAAGAACAGAAAGCGAACGAGACCUGAACCCUCCCUCCCGGCACAGCUCAGAGCCUGUAUUGCAAGCGGAGACGGUGGUAACUUCAAACUUGAACCACAUCAGAUCCGAAGAAAAGUCUCGAGGUUCUCAGACUUCGCCACCUUCCCUCACCCCCUUUUUACCUUCAUCUCAGAUCCCUAGCACACACUCUACAGAGGUUCGCCCAGCUGACCAAGGGCUGAAAGACGACAAACUUAACGAGGACCGACGUCGCAGUUUAACAACGAUAAGCAAGAUGAAUUCUGCUGAGAAAGCUAGGUUGUUGGGUCGCCCCGAGACCUUCGAGACUCUCAAGCAAGGGAACGAGAACGCAGAUCAAGUCAUCACUCGCCUUCAAGCAAAAGGUCUUCGCGAAGUGACUCGACGUAUCCAGCAGAAAGAUCAUGGUGAGAACAUUACCACCACAGGUGUCUCUAUGCUCGACUUCCUCCGAAGUUGCCCCCAACCCGACUCAGAAAGAUCUCAGCAGAGAGGAGCCACUUUCCCAGCAAGUCCCUUUCAAGAUCCCAAUCACAGCCCCCCACGGGAUCAAUCUACCCGAAACAGAGGUCAACUGUCUAGCUUCAACCCUCCAGAGUCAAACCAAGUUGGAAAGGCGAAGAGAUGGCCGAGCAUGAAUAAAAAGAAUCCCGCACAAUGGAGCAAUGCUGAAGCCUGUGAGGAACCAGAAAGCGAUAAUGACUCGACAAAACCCAUGGCAAGUGGCUUUGGCCGACUCAUCCAUAGUCGAAUCCCUGAAGUGGCCGAGGACGAUCUUGCAGGCUGGGACGGAAACUUUCAGCCGGCGCCUCUUGAAUGGGAACAUCGUCCUAGCUUCAGCAAACUUUCUCCAGGGUUCAUUGCAAACAUCCAUCAGUGGCUUGGUGCAAACACGAUGAGAACCAUGGCGCACAAACCUAAGGUCGAAUUCUCCACUAUCCCCACAGAAGAAGUCAAGAAUAUAGACAACCAUGCUGAUGGCAUUGGUUUCACCUCAAAAGAGACGGUGAUUGACAUAAACAAUGCAGAGCGCUAUGGCUUCGCAAUCGCCGAUCUGAGGACGCUAGGUGUUUCUCACCCAGCAGACUUCGACAACGACGCAAAACUGGAUCUUUCCGAUCCCGACAACGCUUGUUACAAGGAUGAAACCGCGCAGGUGUUCAUCGAUAAGCAUAUGGAAUGCCUCGGACGCGAGGCAAAGGAGGAGAAAACCAGAAUGGUGCUGCCAGUCCCAGUCGAGUCCGAGAACGAUAUUGCCAGCGAGCAGGAAAUAACACAACGCAAAGAUCCCGGCACUCCCAUAGCAAUGACAAACAUCUACCUUCGUCCCGCCGUCAGUGCGGACAUCCGCGGUAUGAAAGCCAUUCUGAACUGGCAUAUUGCCCAGGGCGUUCGUCCCUCGGAACUGUCAGAAAUCACGGACGACGACAUGCACCAGCGGCUUGAUCUUUCAACCCAAGCUCGCCUACCAUAUAUCGUCGCCGUGGAACGGAACCGUAAAAACACCCGCACCAAGUCUCGUAAGGCCCCGAGAGUCAAUCCCAACCAUCCCAUCCAAAAUAUUGACCCUAACUACGAUGGCCUCGUGAAGGAUGAGCCCAUCGUUGGUUGGGCUGCUGCCACAGACUGGUCAGCGUCUGAUUACGUUGAAACCAUCACAGCGGAACUGGAGUUGUAUGUGGCGCCUGGUCACCGCAAAUCAGGCGUGGGACGAUGCUUGAUGGACGCUCUACUGGAUGCUACAGACCGCGGAUACCUGAAAAAGGGCGGCUACGAAUUUCGAGUUGCACCAGAGAUAAAGCAUCUGUACUGUGCCGGUGGUGGACGUGAUUUGCACAAGUUGAUAUUUCAAGUGCGCAGCUUCAACAAACCCAUGUCCCCGCAGCAUCUUGACGGCAUGCUGGGAGCAUCUCAGAGACACGCUGAUUUUCCGACCACUAAGAAUGGCCUGGGCAGUCUCAAUAAAAAGGGUUCAGGAAGGAAGUCAUCUUUCGCAAGCGCUGGCAAACAAGAAAAGCGAAAGGAUUACUCUGCAGCCGCAAAACUCGAUGACCGCGAAGACGACUAUGAAAUUUGGCUAAAACAAUGGCUCGAGAGACAAGGCUUCGAACAGGAAGCGCAUCUGAAGAAACUCGGAACGAAGAACGGGAGAUUCGUGGAUGUGAGAUACAUGACUCGUGAGACCUGCUGGCAACCUACGGAUCAUCGACUUCCAGACUACUCCAAAGGUUUCUGA